Molecule: messenger RNA, 6378 nt
Organism: Pelodiscus sinensis (Chinese soft-shelled turtle)
Lineage: Eukaryota; Metazoa; Chordata; Testudines; Trionychidae
Cellular component (GO): mitochondrion
Source: RefSeq, a predicted model, not a curated record
GCAGUUGGGGCCAGUGCGCCGAGGCGGGGGGAGGACGAUGGGUCCCAGACGGGGGGUGCUGAAGACGGCCAUGGAGCACUAUCUCUGCGCCCGCUCCCGGACGGCCGACGAGCUGCUGGGGACGGCGGAGGCGGAAGAGGGCAGGCACAGAAAGCGAUUGGCAGCGCUCGCGCCCAACCCACUCCUGGAUUUGCCACUCGGGGCCAGGCUGCCUUUGCUACCCGGCUCCAGCAGGUUGUUCUAUUCCACGCAUUUGGGCAAACAGCUCUAUCAGCCUUCUAGCGGCUUCGAUCUCGGGGAUCCUUUCUGCCAAAUAAUGGCAGCGAGUCUGCACAGCCCUCCCUGGUGCUCCUACUACAAGCGCACAGACAGUCUGCGGAGAGGCAGAAGAGCCAGCGAUGUCGGCAGUGAGAGUCCGAGAGUGCUAGAAAAACCUGUUGCAAGACGCCAAGAAGCCAGUCUCCUUCCGGAAGGAGGCGACACCUGUCACUUCGGGGAGUGGCUGGCACAGCAAGGUCCCGAUCUACAUGAUGCAGAGGGACAGGCGAGGAACAGAGAAUUAGACAUGAUUAAUAAAGAACUGGAAGAAAUCAAGACGACUCGAGAGGAAAAGCAUCACCUCCAGUGGGCUGAGGGAGAGAACAAGCACCAUGGCCACAACCAAAAGAAACAACUUAAUCUUCGUCAAAAAAUGGAGGAGGCCUGGAAAAAGAAGGAAAUGUUACUUCUGCUGAAAAUCGGAGCUGACGUGCGCGAGGAGCUGAGAGCUGAGCAGCUGCGAAGGAAAAGCAGACCAGAGAAAGCCCCAAGGAGACAAAUGAAGCUAGAGAAAGAAGCGGCCGUCCGCCUGAGAACGCUGUGUGCGGAAGGCUACCCCAGUGAGGAAGCUGACAGCCACAGAAAGGUUUGGGGAGCCUAUGCCUGUAGUCGACCGUCAGGCAAUGGAAAGAAAACAUCACUUCCGCCAGUGGCCUCUCAGCAGCCUUUUGAGCCGACUGCUAGUAAUCUGAAGAAGAAAAGAGCACGCUUUCAGAAGCGCAGGACUGAAGACCUGAACAGUAAAAUCCAGCAUAUUAUGACCUGGUUCCUGGCUGAAGUAACAAGUAUCUUGUACCCCGCUGUGACAAAGUAUGAAGAGACAGCCCGAGCCAAGCCACCUGCGACAGCUGACGGGCCAGUCCUCUCUUCUGAGAACUCUAGUGGCUGCAAUGAAGAGCUCUUUGGAAGUCUACCACCCUCCAGAACCAAAAGGGUCUUCUUUCCAGGCUCAGAGGGGAAACCCACCAGCUCACCAGCCGAUCACAAGACAGUGCCGGAAGGGAAGCUGUCUCAAACGUCACCUUUCACACCUCUGACGAGGAGCACACGGGUGUCUCUGGAAAGUGAGUUCUGCAAAGGAAAUAUUCACAAGAGAAAAACACCUCCGUCCCAGACUAAAAAUGCGUUGAGUUUUCAGAGGAAAGUCAUGAGCAUGGGAGGUGCAGGUGAGUUUCCCAGCAAGAACUUUGAAACAGAGAGGUUUCCGUUCAUCCCAACUUAUUUUACAUUUGAAUCGACAGCACACGAUGCCAACCCCCAACACUGUCUGAGUGGCGGGGAUAUUCCUUCAGCCGUAAGCCAAAGCCUUCCUAAAGACAGUGUUUUUAAAAAAUUAUUGGAGCAGCAAAGAGGAACUGAAGCAAAUGUCACUGACAACUUGAAGAUGCUCCAGGUGGCUGAGAACGUUGUCAAGGACGUGUUUAUGAGGGUGCAAGAUCUGGACCAUUCUGUCCGCAUUCUAAAGAAGGCUCCAAUCGAGAUUAGUGAAAGAUUGUUCUGUAGUAAAUUUAAAAGAACCGAACCUCCAGGGACUUUCCAGAAAGAUUUCCAGAAAGAAAUUGGAUUAGUUGCUAGAGAGAUUGUAGCAAUCGUGUUUGAUAACUUUCACAAGUGUUUGGCAUCCAGCAUCUCGACUGCCCCUGGGUCAACCAGCCGAGUUUCCAAAUCAGAAAAAAAAAAAGGUGCGCAAUCUGACUCGCCUGUUUACGACCGUCACAUUUCUUUGGCUUCUAUCGAUAAAAUGGCCAAAGCGACGGUUGAAAGUGUUAUAUUCACACUGGAGUCCUUCGUAGCCUUUCAAUUUAAACAUGACUUUAAAUGUAAAUUUUCUGAAAUAGUGAAACUCCCUGUUGAAAACAGGUCUGGUGCCCAACACAAACCAUUCCUGCGGCCGCUCUCAACUCAGGUAGCAAAGGAGAUAGAAGUAUCAUUUGAACAUACAGUGCCAGGGACAACCAGUAAAAGAACGCUCCCCACGUUAGAACCCUUUCAUAGUUUUCCUGACCUGUCACGGGUCAGCAGUAUGAUUACCAGGGAGAGCAUACAAAAUGCCAUUUGCCAAGUCCAAAGACUCCAUUCGGAACUGAGCAUUUAUGCUAAAAUUGCUGUCACCAAAAUUCUGGAAAUCAUCAAGUGGAAACCUGAAAAAGAACCUAGCCACAGAGAAACAUCUCCAUUUAGUGAUGUCUCGGAAGAAAACAUCCUGGCGAGUCAGCUAACUGGUGCCAUAUUAGAGCAAUGCAGUCAAAAUUUGAUGGAAAUUACUUCAGAAUCCAAGUUUGAAAAUCCUCGGAUGGAGAAACCCGGACGAGCCUUUGGAAAUAAUAAAACACCUAAUCAGGGUGUCACGAGGUUGGGAGGCAUGAAAAUGUCUGCGAAAAAAUUAAAAGCUGACUUAAGAGAAACCUUUCCGCCUAUCAGUGUUCCCGACAUGAUGAUUAAUUCAGAGGAAAAAACAGAAAUGUGGAAGGACAUUCCACGUAAUCUUCCAACUCUCCAGCGUCGCAAAUUCUCUGCCCGAGAAACUUCCACUGCAUCCGAGAGAAUCAGAAAGUCUAUUUUCAGCGUCACAGCUCCCAAACCGAGAUUUUCUAGGCCAGCGCCAGAAUCAACACGAACACUGAGCUCCAGGAUGACGCUACCCCCGAUUGGAAGACAAUUUGCAAGGAAGUCGUUCUGUAAGAUAGACACAAAGAAAUCUCCCAAAGGGGAAGCAAUGCACAGGGGUGAAGAGGAUGGGGAGUGCCUGCCGUCACGUGAAGCCGAGAGGCAGGCAACACAGUCUCAGGAUGGAGUUAGUUCUGCUGCUUUUUUGAAAGAAAUGUGUAGCGAACUGCUAAGCAAGUUGAUCAUGUCUUCUCACACCAGAGACACGCAGGACAGAAAAACGGAGGUCACGGAGCCUUCCCAGGUGGUGACAAAUAUCAUCGAUUCAAUGUUAAAUGAGUGUUCAAAGUCCCACGUCAAGGAGCCGUCACCCCAGGAAGAUCCGGACCCCCCACCGCAGGUUAGCACAUUGGCCACUAAGAUUAUUCACUCCAGUUUGUGCGACAUUUUGAAAGAAAGUGGCUCUGAAGCCUCAGAUUAUACAGCCAUCAAAAGUGACCACAGUGCUUCAGUAGAAACGCUGGCUGCUUCAGUAAGGAGAGAAAUUAUUGAUUACCAAUUUCAGGGACCACUGGCAAAAGCUUCAUCUUCUACUGUAGUUAAACCUCUAGAAUCUGGGCUGAUUGCUGACGAGGUCUCACAGAAGGAUAACAAACCCAGCACCCAGUGCCAGACUGUUAGGGUACCGCAUGGAUUUUUAGAAGACGUAAUUACCAAGCUGUUAUUGAAAAUGCUCCCGGAACACUCCGACGUGUCUUCAUCUGCAGAAACGGAAAAUCAGAUUGCAGAGUUUGACUUUAUUCACAUGACGCUGGUAAGUAAGGUUAGGACAGAAAUCUCUAAAGAGCAGAAUCGGAUUAUUCAGUACGUUAAGGAUUUGCACCAAGACGGGGAUUCCGUUAUUCCAGCGGUUGUAGAAUCAGUCUAUCAUAAGCUUCUGCCACAGUUUGGAUCCCAAUUAACAAUGCAGAAGUGUUUAAAAAGUGGGUGCACAAUUCUUUCGGAAGCAAUAGCUGACUUGGUGUUAACAGAGGUGUCGGAAAAUCACGUGCAGACCCUCUUUUCUGGGGAAUUAACAGCUGACCAGUGUGCUGGAGCUGACAGUGUUGUGGAAGACAUGCUUAGAGACCUCACCGAACCCUCAGCUCACCCAAAUCCCGUCACAUCAGAUGUCGGGGAAUUCUCUUCUCUCAUCAUAGAGGAACUUUCAUAUAAACUUUUACAUAAACUUUUGUCCAUAUUCCCCACCGUGGAGAUGGAUGAACAAAAUCCUUCUUCCGUGAAGCAUUUAACCUCCAAAAUAAUGAAUUCGCUGAAAGCUCUCCUUUCAAAAAACCAACUGAAGAUCAGCGACAGCAGCAACGAGCCAGACUCAUUGCAAGAAGACGACAGCAGAGCUUCUGGAGAAGCAGCCGGUCCUGUCUAUACGCACAUCUUGAAACACUCCGACUCUGACAUUUCUAUUCACAAAGAUUUAACAAACCCGAAUGACGUUUUAGCUAACAGAGUAGCUUCUCUGGUGCUUGGUAAUCCUUCUAAACACGAAAUCCAGCUCACGUCACUGGAAGAACCACCCCCCACUUUCCCUUUGAUGCUGGAGGCUGUCAAUAUUUUUAAAAAGAUUCUUACCAGCACAGAGCUUCCGAAACCUCCCCUGGCAUCACAUAGCCCUGUGUUACCGGUGAUGUUUGUGGAAGAAAUAUUAAGCAGAUUCUUGUCUAAAAUCUUAAAGCCAACUCACAGCAGAAGCUCAGAAAAAAGUUUAUCAAAGACUGAAGUGAAUGAAGUUGCGGGGAAGCUGAAAGAGUCCAUGGAAAAACUAAUGUUCCAAAAUAAAAUCAGUUUUGUGGAAGGAGCAGGUGAUGUGGCCAAUUCAGAGCACAACGAAACUCUGAACCAAGUGGCUCACGCCAUUUACAGUAAUGUCCUGCAAAAAUCUGGAUCGCAACAAGACUUUUAUGACAGUGUAACGAGUUCCAGAACAAAUUUUCCUCAGCAAGUAGCCAGUAUAAUAAUUAAUGAAAUCUCUCACUGUCACCUGGCCCAUGCUUUCAAAGGCAGCGCGCCGAUGGUUAGCCAGAGCGCCAUGGAACUCAACAGAAUCGUGGAGCGAGUCCACGCGCACGUUUCCCUUCACACCCUGCCUGAGCCCAGAUGUUCCAGGGAGCCCCUCGGAGAUGAAAAUGCAACCGAGCAACCGACAGAACCCAGGCUGCCCAUUAACAUAAUCCCGUACACUGGGAACAGCGCGCUAGAAAUCGACCCGGCCAUCGUGCCCGACCAGUUAGCCGUUAUCUCCAUAGAAACGGAGCCUCUGGAGGAGCUGAAAAAGGCCUGCAGUGCUUUCGCAGGGCUGAGUCUGACGGACCUGAGGAGAGCCACCGUGGCUGGGAACAGUCCCACGGCCAAAGCCAGCGUUGCUGAAGAGAGGAAAAAGAAAGAGAGGCGCCCGUCCCUGUGCGCGGCAGGCCGGCUGGAUGUCAGACCGAAGGAGCUUACCAGCCGAAAUUCAUUCUGGGACAUGUUAAAGCCUGACCUCGCCAAAGUGGAAAUUUUAAAAGAUGUGAAGAACCAGCAGGACCUUCUCAGGAGACUCGUCGCCCGUGAUAUCGAGGCAGAGGCGGGGCAGCAGCAGGAGGAGGAGGCAGCUUUUGAGAACAUUUUAAAAGUCGAAUCCUCUUUGAUUUUUGAGAGCCGGUCCCGCCCGGGCACCGCAGGGAGAGAGGGCGCGGCGUCUGCGCGCCCCUCGAAGCAGCAGCGGUACGAGAGCGAAGCCUCUUUGCCAGCAGUCAGGCCAAGCACGAGCAGCCAGAAGAAAUUUCUGUCGCUGAGCAAGUGCUGCCAAGCUCUGUCCAACUCGAUCCCUGAAGACAUUGAAGACAUCGUCAGAGAAAUCAAAGAUGACCAGGAUCAGCUGAGCCGUCUCCCUUCGGCAAGCCCGCGGGACCCUCCAAUCGCCACGCCAAGACCCGGGAAAGAGGCUCAGGACCAGGGUGCGAAAGACACCGCAGCAACUCACGGGCCCCUGCCUGACUCGGAACAGAAUCUCAUCGGCUCAGCCUCCAGCACAGAUGUGUCCGCUCUGAACAAGGACAGCACAUGUUUAAGGGGGAGUGCCGGAGAGACAGCCCCGGUGCCUGUGGCGCAGGACAAAGGAACGUACGACACCAUGCACGAGGCUCGGGACACAGAAGACACCUCAGCGAUUUUUGAGCUUGUCUCGCCCUACGAAGACGUGGGACAGGAAGACUCCCCGCUCCAAGAGAAAACAGUCGUUGCGGCUGCCUCGGACUCCAGCGUGCCCAGGCAGCGGCCCUCGUCACUGUUCAAGAAAGUGCCGGCUGCUCUGUCCAGAGUCUUCUCGCGAACUUCUGCGGCCAGCACGGCUGCCCCGGAGAGAGCGUAGGAGCCACGGCAGCACGGGCGCCGCUUUGCCAGAGAGAAUAAAUAUUU